Aspergillus nomiae NRRL 13137 is the source of this 1137-nucleotide messenger RNA. RefSeq names its product F1F0 ATP synthase subunit 5. Gene Ontology annotation, biological process: proton motive force-driven mitochondrial ATP synthesis. Gene Ontology annotation, molecular function: proton-transporting ATP synthase activity, rotational mechanism. The coding region runs from base 251 to 931 and encodes 226 amino acids. Gene Ontology annotation, cellular component: membrane. NCBI's taxonomy places the organism in Eukaryota, Fungi, Ascomycota, Eurotiomycetes, Eurotiales, Aspergillaceae. The record is from RefSeq and is a predicted model, not a curated record. The transcript is spliced from 4 exons.
UCAGUGUGUUCAGUAUGUUCGGAAUGAGGAUCUUAUCUCUAGUCGAAGUGUUUUGUAGUGUAGCCGAAAAACCCGGCGUGUGCGGAUACUCACGUGACUGGCGAGAAUUGUUGGACGGAACAUCAACUCAACUCCAUCUCAGCACGACCACCGGCCAUUUGCUCCCCUCUCCGACCGACGUUCGCACCGUCUCGCAUCCACUACCCUCCCUCCUCCACUCCCUCGAGGUUCUUCUUAGAUAUCUGUCACAAUGAUGCCCACUCGGUUCGCCCGCGCCGGCCUCCGUGCCACCCAGCAGUUCUCCGUUCCUCGCACUGCCGCUGUCAACGGCCUGAGGGCCUACGCUACCCCGGCCCAGGAGGUCAAGCCUCCUGUGUCUCUGUACGGUGUUGAUGGUACCUACGCUACUGCUCUGUUCACUGCCUCCGCCAAGUCCGCCAACCUUGAGCAGACCUCCAAGGCCCUCUCCGUUCUCGGCGAGACCCUCAAGGCCGACCGCAAGUUGACCGGUCUCAUCUCCGCUCCCACCCUGACUGCUUCCGACAAGUCCCAGAUCGUCCAGGAGCUUCAGAAGCUUACCGGCGACAAGGGCGACAUUGUCAAGAACUUCCUCGAGACCCUCGCCGAGAACAACCGUCUGGGUCUGUUGGAGGGUGUCUGCGAGAAGUUUGCGACUCUGAUGGGUGCUCACCGUGGUGAGAUCGACCUCAACAUCACCAGCGCUCAGGAGCUUGACAAGAAGAGCAUCAACCGUAUCGAGAAGGCCGUCUCCGGCUCCCAGUUCAGCCAGGGCAAGAAGCUCAAGGUUGUCACCAAGGUCAACCCUGACCUCGUUGGUGGACUUGUUGUCGAGAUCGGUGACCGCACCAUCGACCUCAGCGUCUCCUCCAAGAUCGCCAAGCUCAACAAGGCCCUCACCGAUGCCCUGUAAAUUAGAUAUACCUCUGAUUCCGACCCAUGUACCGUACUACUACCAUGACCAGUAGUGAAUAUUGUUUCCUUUUCUUUUUGGACCUGAGGCAUUUCGCAUGACUCGAUCUGAGUGAUAGACAGAAUUGAGUUAUUCCCUUCAUCCUUGCCAAUGUAUGGAGAGUAGCAUUUGCCGAUAACAUGACAUGACAUGCACAUAUUUAUUAA